This is a messenger RNA of Paramecium tetraurelia, 396 nucleotides long. RefSeq lists its product as uncharacterized. The record is from RefSeq and is a predicted model, not a curated record. NCBI's taxonomy places the organism in Eukaryota, Ciliophora, Oligohymenophorea, Peniculida, Parameciidae. The transcript has a single exon.
AUGAUUUUAUCGCUGUUUAUAUAUGUAUUUAAAUUAGAUGAUUGCAUUAGAAGUUGGGAUUAUCUGAUGGUAAGGGGAAUGAUUCGUGGGAUUCCUGAAUUAAACUUAGGUUUCAUUGAUGUAACCAACAAACAAUUAGAGUAGUUUAAAGAGGAGGAUUACGGUUUUAAUUUUUAAGGUCAAGAAAGUAGCAUAAUCAAAUUCAAAGUGGGUGAAUUGAUAUAUGCAGCCAAAUAGAAACACACUAUCGAUAGGUAGUUGAUCUCAAGAUUGGCUAUGAAAAUGAGGAAAAGCAAGCCGUCAUAAUUAUUAGACUUGCUGUCUCAUUUCGAAAACAUCUAAACUUAUAGAAAACAUGCUUAAUUUUAUAUGAAGACCAUAUUUGAUUUAUACUGA